This is a messenger RNA of Esox lucius (northern pike), 525 nucleotides long. Its product is annotated as stonustoxin subunit beta-like. The annotation marks the transcript as partial. Lineage: Eukaryota; Metazoa; Chordata; Actinopteri; Esociformes; Esocidae. The record is from RefSeq and is a predicted model, not a curated record. The transcript has a single exon. Gene Ontology annotation, molecular function: protein binding.
CUCACACUGGACCCAAACACAGUACACAGAAACCUCUCUCUGUCUGAGGAGAACAAGGAGGUGACAAGGAGGAGAGAGGAGCAGCCGUAUCCUGAUCACCCAGAGAGAUUUGAUGUCUGUCCACAGGUGUUGUGUAGAGAGGGUCUGUCUGGACGCUGUUACUGGGAGGUAGAGGGGAGUAAAAGAGUGGGUGGGAUAGCAGUGACAUAUAAAGGAAUCAACAGGAGAGGAGGGGGUGGUGACUGUAGGCUUGGAUUCAAUGACAAAUCCUGGAGUCUGAACUGUUAUGAUGACUGUUACUCUGCCAGUCACAAUGAUAUGAGAACUGUCAUACCUGUCACCUCCUCUGUCACCUCCUCAGACCCCCACAGAGUAGGAGUGUAUCUGGACUGGCCUGCCGGCACUCUGUCCUUCUACAGAGUCUCCUCUGACACACUGACCCACCUGUACACAUUCAACACCACAUUCACUGAGCCCCUCUAUCCAGGGUUUUGGGUUGAUAAUGACUCCUCAGUGUCUCUGUGU